AGUCUAUGGCCGAGGAGGGGGGUCGGGAACAAAGAAAUUUGGGGGGACUGAGACAGGUGCGGGGUAACGGGGAGUAGUCGACGUUCUCCAGCCCCUCUCCCCUCGCUGGGUCCACGUCUCUCGGGGUAGAAACCCAGAGGAAUCCCAGGUGGGUCCGGGGCAGGAGGGAAGGCAGGGGUCCGGGCCACCCCCGGGAGAGUGGGGGGAGGGGCGGCGGGAUUGACAGUCGGUAAUUGGGUAACUGGAGGCGGCUUCUCCGGCCCGGCGGCCCCGCCACCGCGACGCCGGGCCCCUGACGUCACCCGAUUCGCCAGGAAAUGAACUUUUUAAUAAUCCGAGGAGGGAGGAAAGCCCUCGGUCCCCUCGGCUUGGGGGGCGCCAGGCCAGGCCCAGCUCCGCGGGCGCGCCCCCGUCACCCUCUCCCAGGCCAGCUCUGGGCAGCGCCAAGGGGGCGCGGGCCCCGGCCAGGGGCCUCCUCCUACCUCUUCGUCUGGCUGUCCGUUCGCCUGUCCGAGGCCCUGGCGCAGCUUACGAUUCUUCAUCAACUCGUAAAAUGCAAUCGCCGCGAAGCCUCGAGUCUGUUUGGGUCCCCGGAGCCAACCGGCAGCUUCUCAAAGACACCGCGGCCGCGGGAACAAUCCCCCGCGUCCGGCAAGGCUGCCUCGCUGGACUCCAACUCCGUGACCCAGCGCGGGAAGCCGCCGGAGCCAAGCGGAAGCUUCCCGUGGGGCCGAGAUCGGCGCCACGACUCGCGGGGAGGUAGCCGCUUCGAGCCCUUGAGAAAGCAGAUUAUCGGAGCCCUUUCAGAGCGCGCACAACAAAUGCGCCCGCCAUCGAAUGCAUCAUUUACCACCGCAGAUCCGCGCGCUGAUGGGCAGGCAGAUAGCCGUCCGCGGGGGGCAUACCGGGCGCCCAGUGCCCGAGCCGCCUGCCUCCCGGGGGCACCCGAGUGUAAGCCCCCCGGGUGUGCCCGGUGUGUCUGGAUGGACAUGCGAGUGUGCCCGUGGAUGGUCACUGAACAAGCAAAGGUGUUGGUGCACAUGCGGGUAUGUCACACAAGUGUGCUACAAGGAAGUGCACUCGUGCAAGCCCAUGAACACACGCGUGCUGGGCGUGUGUGCUGUGAGUGCCUGGAGAUGGCUGAGAUGAGGCUGUUUGAGGGUGCACAGAGGAAGGGGUGUUGCACGUGAAUGUGUGGGCAUGCAUGUCACUCAGUGUGGGUAGACACGUGUGCAAAGGUGUGGGUGUGCAAGUCUGUGUGUACAAGUGUGAUGGAUGAGCGUAUUGUGAGUGCCUCAGUGUAUCUGCCCUCGACGAGGCUGUUCAGGAGUGCACUUAGGGGCUGGUGUCCCCGCCACUAGGGUGGGUGUAUAUGUGCAUAUUCAGGCAUGGGUGUGUUACUCUGCUGAUUGGUGUGUGCCUGGGGGUGUCCCACCUACUUAGUGUUUUGGGGGCAUGCAUGCUUGUAAGCAUGUGCAUCCAUGCAUUCCUGGGAAUGCCAGGAUUGAAUGUGCCGUUGUCAGUGUUCACCCUAGGGUGUGCCUUGGGUUGAGCAAGGAUCCGCGUGAGGGUGGUUGUGUCCUUGUGUGUCUGUUUGCCCGGGUGUGCCUGGGUGCGCUGCAAGAGCGGCAAGGGGAAGGGCAGUGGUCGGGGUCUGUCCGGGCCGCAUGUGGACGCUCAGGACCUGACACACGAGCAAGGCCCCCUCCAGCUUGGGAAAGAGACAGAAGAGAGAGAAUGGGGUGUGCGGGUCUGAUAGACGCCACAGUAGAAGGAGUGGGAUGUGCUGUGUAACACGAGUGCUUGUGACAGAAAACGGAGUGUGCGGGUGUGUAAGGGGGAGAGGUCUUCGGAAGAGUUUGGGAACACCCAGGGGUCCCAACCCUCCUCAGGGGGCACGCCCUGCCAGGGGCCCAGAGCCUCCUGGUUCUGGACCUGGGGUAAGAAAGACCGGAGCCCCAACGCCUGAGGUCCCCGCACAGUGAGUGACACGCGCCGCCGACAAAGGCUGUAUUUUUCCAGGCUUGCGCCCCGCCUGCGCGCGCGCGAUGGUCCCCAUGGCGACGCAGAUAGUGCUGCAGCCAUUUUCCCUAUCUCCCCAAAGUCUAUUAUACGGCGGGAUUAGCUCAUCUCCAGGCAGGUCAAACCCAAAGUCACACAACCUACGGCGCGGGCCCCGCCCCCCGCCCGGCCGCCCCUCCCUCCCCUGCCUGGGUCGGGUCUCGGCCCGAGACCCCCGAGCCGCUGCCCAUGCGCAGGCGCAGAGCGCCACCUGGCGGCCGCGGGCAUCCCGAGUGGGUCUCUGAGAGCCGGCAGCCUGAACCUGAGCGGCCCAAGCAGAAGAGGUGGGGCAGGGGUCGCUUCCUCCAGGAGGUGGGCUCUCUCGAAGCAUGGCUUUGUUUUGUCACUGCUGUGUCCUCAGGGCCAGGUUGGCACACAGUAGAUGCUCGUAGGUGUUUGUUGAAAGGACGGAUGAAUGGGCAGGAAAUUACAGACACAGGCAAACUGUCAAAGGCCAGGCAGCUAAGUGGGCACCAAGAAAUCACUUCUUAGAAAUGUGUCCACUAAAUUUAGAAUAAAAGCUAAACUCCUUUGGCACCUAUGUAACAUCCCUUGUUGACCAGUCAGACCCGGUUCCCCCCUUCUUGCUCCAGCCACAGUGGCUUUCUUUCUGUUCUUUGAACAGGCCAGCACGUUCCCAUCCCAAGGCCUGUGUCUGCUGUUCCCGCUGCCCAGUGUGUGUUUCACCUCUGCUCAGAUGUCAUUCCUCAGAGAGCAAAGUCUCUCCUCUGCCAGCGUUUCUCAGUCCAUGCUAUAGACUUCUUUUAUAGUACUUAGCACAAUGUAAACUCAUCUUGUCUCUAUUUGCUUGUUGCCAGCUCUCCUCCCCAGAAUGCUAGGUUCCCUGGGGGAGGGGUCUGUCCAGUUCCAGACAGCAGCCCAGCGGCUAGAACCAUGUCUGACAGUUGGUUGGCAUCAGUCAAAACUUUGGGAAUGAGUGGAUGAGAACAAGAGGAGGCCAGAAGAGCAAGUGAGUGAGGCCGUGUGCCUUCAUCAUUAUCAUUUCUCUUUAUUGCUGUUCCAGUCCUCUUCCUGCCUGUGUUGCUUACCCUGGCCCUGGGGUGCCUGGCUUCACCAAUCUGCCCCAACCGGCAAGUCCAGAGGGGCCUGGGAUUGAGGGAGAGAGCGCCGUGAAGGCCCCUCCACAGCAUGCACCUGCCGUGCCUGUGAGGGCAGAUAACAGUUCUCACCUUGUGUUCUCGGGGAGCCAUGGCCUCUCUGGGGAGGCCUGGGCCACCAGGCGAGACUUCAUUCAUAAUACGAGAUAAUUAUACCAAAGCUGUCAGGAGGCAGCAAUGAUUAAUUGCUGUGUGUGGGCAGGGACAGCAAGGUGUGGAGAACCUAGAGAAGGCCACAGCCCAACUGGGCUUCCGGGGAGGAGCUUGGCCUGCCCUGGCUCUGCCCUGGGAGGGGCUAAUCAGGCACCAGGCCAAGCCUCACCCGCCCAGGUGGGCUUGGAACAAACUUAGAGGGCCGUGCUCAGGGGCUCCAAUAAUUAGUUCCCUGUGUCCUCAGAAAUGCCCAAUUCCCUCCUGAAAGAGGAGGUAUGGGGUAGCUCAGGCUCUGAGGUCAGGACUCUCCCUCAACACACCCACACAUAGCCCUCCCGGCUGGGCGGCCUUAAGCAAGUCACCUGCCUACUCUGAGCCUCAGGUCUGCCUCUGAUAACCUCCCUCCAGGGAGGUUGUGAGAAUGUCUCAUGAACAUUUAUUUCAAAAGAGUUUUGUAACCCAGGCUUUGAAAAGUGGCAGCCUAAAUCCCAGGGGCCCGUGUGAUGACUAAUUGUUGCCAACGUUGUGAAGGGGGGGUUCCACAUAAAGAGCCCCGUUUCCAGGUUCUCUUGAAAAAUUGGGAGAUUGGCUACCCUGGGCCUACUUUCCCGCAUGGUAGUGAAGGCUGGAGUUCUGUCUUGCCAGCCCCUGUAGACAGGCAUGUGCACCCACUUCAAGCCCCCGGGUUGGCGUGUGUCCCUCAUAGCAGUGUUGGGUGCUGUGGCUGUGUUCUGUAGGCCUUCCUUCUCUGUAUCCUUUGCUGUAGCCUUUCCAAAAUCUUUCUCCCUCCGGAUACCGUAAACCACUUUGUAAUUAACUAGUUAACUAAUGGAUCAAAUCAGCACUUUUACAUAAUGUGCUAGGCCACCCUGUUUGGGACCAUGGGCACACAGUAUUGAAUAAAACGGCUAUGCUGCUAAUCA
Messenger RNA from Equus caballus (horse), 4255 nucleotides. The record is from RefSeq and is a predicted model, not a curated record. Lineage: Eukaryota; Metazoa; Chordata; Mammalia; Perissodactyla; Equidae.